UUGAGCCGCGUCAGCCUCCGUAGCAGAGGCACUGCUCGGCCCACGUGACGCGUUCGCUGCUUGCAGUCUGACCGCACAGACGUCACUCGGUUCAAAAUGCUUCCUGACACUUUAACGUCGCGCUGUCUCCUGUUUUUGCCGUCGAUAAUCGCGGUGUGCGGCGCUGCCGCGUGCCCGUGCGAGGAACCCGAGCUCUGUCAACAGAUCCGCGCGCAGAGAGACUUUGAGGUUUUUGUGUUUGACGUGGGCGGAAAGACAUGGAAGUCGUACAACUGGAGCAUGGUGACGACUGUGGCGACAUUUGGAAAGUAUGACACUGAUCUCAUGUGUUAUGCGCACUCCAAAGGAGCACGGGUUGUACUGAAAGGCGACGUUCACCUCCCCUACAUUGUGGACCCAAAUAACAGGACGGCGUGGAUAACCGGAAAGGUAGACUUGGCCAAGAGUCAAUUUAUGGAUGGAAUCAACAUUGACAUCGAGCAAGCCGUGGAGGAGGGUUCCCCGGAGUACCAUGCUUUAACAGACCUGGUCAAAGAGACCACUGACGCCUUCCACAGCGCCAUCCCGGGCUCCCAGGUCUCAUUUGACGUUGCCUGGUCCCCAAACUGUAUCGACAAGCGCUGCUACGAUUACGUUCGCAUUGCUGAAUCCUGUGACCUGCUGUUUGUGAUGUCCUACGAUGAACAGAGCCAGAUCACGGGGGACUGUAUUGCAACGGCAAAUGCCCCACUCUCUCAAACAUUGAAUGGUUAUGACCAGUUUUUGAGUCUUAAUAUUGAUCCCAAGAAGCUGGUCAUGGGGGUGCCGUGGUAUGGCUAUGACUAUCCGUGCCUUAACUUUUCCCAGGACGGAGUGUGUUUCAUAAUCAAAGUUCCUUUCCGUGGAGCCCCCUGUAGUGAUGCAGCGGGACAACAGAAAACGUACAAGUGGAUAAUGAAGCAGGUGAACGACUCAUUUUCCGGCAGGCUCUGGGACGACAAGCAGCAAGCUCCUUACUUCAAUUACAAGGACCAGAAAGGACAGAUCCAUCAGGUUUGGUACGAUGAUCCACAGAGCAUCUGUCCCAAGGCGCAGUCUGUGAAAUCUAAAGGUUUGCGCGGCAUUGGCAUGUGGAAUGGCAACAUCUUGGACUACAGUGAUGAACUGGUUGCCAAGCAGCAGACUGCAGGGAUGUGGAAUGCGCUCCUGGGAAGCUAGCUGGGGUUCACUUGACACUUCUGCAGAAAUGUACAUCACCCCUCAUAUGUGUUGCUUAAUCAACACAUCCCUUUGUAGCAGUAAUAAGGUGCAGCUUCGCUCUUUUGUGGAUGAUAUUGCUGUUGUCGUUGAAUGUAUUCACGUCUCAGACAUUCCGCUGCUUAAACAGAAAUAACUGAUUCUGGAAAAAAUGAGAAAAACAAUCUCUUUAAUGUGAUUUGGACAGUAUUUGUUAUGACAAAUAUUGCGUUAACUGAGAUCUUUGCACUUUAAGGCUUUUCAUAAAUUAAACAUUUUCUGAUAUUCUGUUUUUCUAUUUGUUAUUAAAGUGAAAUAACCGUUUAAACAUUUUAGUUUUGGGCUCUUCCGUGAUCCGAGAUUAAGAAUACCUUUUUUAUAAAAGAAUGUGUUUUGCUGUAUUUGUCUUUAGUAAUAACUUAAAUAGUCUGAAUACAGAAGGUUAUGAACCUUGCUGUUGACAAUUGUUGAAUUUUCAUAAAUGAGACAAAUGGAGAUAUAAUGACUUGAUGAACCCAGGUUUCCUUUGAACAAUUUAAUAAAAAUAUCUUUAGCCACA
Messenger RNA from Gasterosteus aculeatus aculeatus (three-spined stickleback), 1774 nucleotides. It is a transcript of the gene ctbs, whose product is annotated as chitobiase, di-N-acetyl-. Lineage: Eukaryota; Metazoa; Chordata; Actinopteri; Perciformes; Gasterosteidae. Gene Ontology annotation, molecular function: hydrolase activity, hydrolyzing O-glycosyl compounds; chitin binding. Gene Ontology annotation, biological process: oligosaccharide catabolic process. The record is from RefSeq and is a predicted model, not a curated record.